GCGGGAACCUUGAGCCGCUCUGUCGUUGAGGGAGCGCUGUCUCCUCCGGUUCCUCCUGGCUGGUGGCGCAGCGUCCUUCGGAUCCUCUCUGGUUAACACUGCUGAAUAUGAGACGAUCGGCAGCACCAAGUCAGUUGCAAGGGAAUCCCUUCAAAAAGCUGAAAUUUAUACCGCCAGCAAGAAGUAAUCCAAGUCCUAAUGAAGAGGUUACAAAGCUGAAUUCAGAUAUAAAAUUAUCUGAGGUUGCUGCAAAUAAGAAUACUUUUUUGCAGUCACAAAAUGAUCCCAGAAUAUGCAGUUUUAAUCUGCCUGCUGAAGAAAGUUCUAGAGGAAUUAAUCAUGAGGAUAAUUACAGGGAAAAAUAUUGUUUGGAAGCAUCUGGAAAGACAACAUCAGACCCACAUCAUACAGUUCAUUUAGCCCCUAAAGAAAUAACAGUGUCUAAGGGACAAGAAGAGGAGCCUGAUAGCCUAGUUAAAUAUUUCAGUGUUGUUUGGUGUAAGCCUUCAAAGAAAAAACACAAAAAGUGGGAAGGCGAUGCUGUUCUUAUUGUAAAAGGAAAGUCAUUCACAUUAAAGGAUUUGGAAGGCAAAGACAUUGGAAGAGGCAUUGGAUAUAAAUUCAAAGAGCUUGAAAAGAUUGAAGAGGGCCAAACAAUGACGAUUGGUGGAAAAGAAAUAGAAGUCAUGGGUAUAAUCUCUCCAGAUGAUUUCAACAGUGGCAGAUGUUUUCAGCUUGGAGGAGGAAGUUCUGCUGCCUUAUGUUCUUCUCAAGCUGUCAAGAAGUGUUUCUCUAACCCUUUCAAAAGUGUCUGUAAACUAAGUUCAAAGGAAAAUAGACAGAAAAGUUUCCAAAAUUGUAAACCACGCCAUGACCCAUAUGCACCAAAUUCACUUGUUAUGCCACAACCAGAUAAUAAUCACCAGCAGAUGUUCAGUAAGAACUGUUUUCCUGUUGUGGAUGUAGUGAUAGAUCCUCACCUUGUAUUUCACCUUCGACCACAUCAGAAAGAAGGGAUCAUAUUCCUUUAUGAAUGUGUGAUGGGAAUGAGGGUGAAUGGCAGAUGUGGAGCUAUUCUUGCUGAUGAAAUGGGUUUAGGGAAAACAUUGCAAUGUAUUUCGCUCAUCUGGACUCUACAGUGUCAGGGACCCUACGGUGGCAAGCCAGUAAUAAAGAAGACACUUAUUGUCUCACCUGGAAGCUUGGUGAAUAAUUGGAGGAAAGAAUUUCAAAAAUGGCUAGGAAUUGAAAGGAUCAAGAUAUUUACUGUUGAUCAGGACCACAAAGUAGAAGAAUUCACCAAAUCUCCAUUUUAUUCUGUUCUUAUCAUCAGUUAUGAAAUGUUACUUCGUUCCCUGGAUCAAAUUAAGAAUAUAAAAUUUGAUCUUCUAAUUUGUGAUGAAGGGCAUCGUUUGAAGAACAGUACCAUUAAGACAGCUACAGCCCUCAUUAGCCUCGCCUGUGAGAAAAGGAUAAUUCUAACUGGUACUCCAGUUCAGAAUGAUCUCCAAGAAUUUUUUGCAUUAAUUGAUUUUGUAAAUCCAGGAAUAUUAGGCUCUUUGCCGUCUUAUAGAAAAAUAUAUGAAGAACCCAUUAUUAAAUCGAGACAACCUUCUGCUUCUGAGGAAGAAAAGGAGUUAGGAGAGAGAAGAGCAGCUGAACUUACUUGCCUCACUGGGCUCUUUGUCCUUAGAAGAACCCAAGAAGUCAUAAAUAAAUAUCUCCCACCUAAGAUAGAGAAUGUAGUCUUUUGCCGACCAGGAGCCCUACAGAUUGAACUUUAUCGAAAACUGUUGAAUUCUCAGGCUGUCAGAUUCUGUCUUCAAGGAUUGUUGGAAAAUAGUUCUCAUCUAAUAUGUAUUGGAGCUCUUAAAAAACUGUGCAAUCACCCCUGCCUUUUGUUCAACUCAGUAAAGGAAAAAGAAUGCAGCUCAACUUGGGAUGAGAAUGAAGAAAGGAAUCUAUAUGAAGGCUUGAUAAAUGUGUUUCCCGCUGAUUACAACCCACUCAUGUUUGCUGAGGAAGAGUCAGGAAAACUACAGGUGCUGUCAAAGCUCUUAGCUGUUAUCCACGAACUUUGUCCUGAUGAAAAGGUGGUGUUGGUAUCCAACUAUACACAAACCUUGAAUAUUUUACAAGAAGUAUGCAAGCGUCAUGGAUAUGCUUAUACAAGACUUGAUGGACAAACACAGAUCUCUCAAAGGCAACAAAUUGUUGAUGGCUUUAAUAGUAAAUACUCUUCUGAUUUUAUUUUUUUGUUAAGUUCAAAAGCUGGUGGUGUGGGACUUAACCUUAUUGGAGGAUCUCACUUAAUUCUCUAUGACAUUGAUUGGAAUCCAGCCACUGAUAUCCAGGCAAUGUCUAGAGUGUGGAGAGAUGGUCAGAAACAUCCCGUACAUAUUUACAGACUCCUAACCACAGGUACAAUAGAAGAAAAGAUCUAUCAAAGGCAGAUCAGUAAGCAAGGUCUUUCUGGGGCAGUUGUAGACCUAACCAAGACAUGUGAUCAUAUUCAGUUUUCAGUAGAAGAACUUAAAAAUUUGUUCACAUUACAUGAAAGUUCACAUUGUGUUACUCAUGACCUGCUUGACUGUGAAUGUACAGGAGAAAAUCAUACAGGUGAUUCAUUGGGAAAAUUCCCUGUCUUUAGAAAUUGUCAGCUUGGUACACAUCAACAGAAGUCUGACUCCCUGAAACCUGUCUCCAUGUCACAGCUGAAGCAAUGGAAACAUUUUUCUGGAGAUCAUUUAAAUCUUACAGAUCCUUUUCUUGAAAGAAUAAGAGAAAAUGUGUCAUUCUUUUUUCAGAAUAUAACCAAUCAAACUACUGCUAUAUAACCCCCUUUAAAAAAUUAAUCUAGUAAGUAAAUGUAAUUUUGGAAAACAAAUAGAAUUAUUUUAAUUAUAAUAAUAUAUUUUAUUGCAAAAUGUAUUAUAGUUUUGAUAUAAUAAUCAAAACUGAGUUGUUUAAUUUUUUGUAUAUAUUCUUAAAUAUUGAAACAUUAAAGACAUACUUGUAUCAUCCUAUAAUUGUUUAUUAAUAAUUCCGUAAUUCAUGCAGUUUCAUUAAGUAAUUUCUAAGGAAUUUUCAUAAGGAAUAUUAAAAGGUAAAAUGCCCUGUUUCUAUCUUUGGGAAAUCUAAACUGAUUAGGAAUAUUAGACAGAUGUGGGAGACAACUGAAAAAUUUGGUAAGUUUAAACUACAGCUCAAAGGAGAAAGAGAAUCAGAGACUAGGAUUGCUAAUGCUGAAGAUUCAGUUGGACAUAAUAGUUGCUACAGGGCGGUUUGGGUGAGAGUGGUCUGUGGGUUGUGGCAGGACGGGGAGGAGUACUGGACACUUCAAAGCACGGUUUUCUAAUCUGGGACUUCAGACUGUAAAGCCAUGUCCAGCAAGCAUUGUUUGUACUCUGGUUAAUGGUUCAGCUACCAUCAUGUCAAGGGGUUUCUGUAGUAAUUUUUGACAUUAAAUAGAAAGUUUUAAUUUACAAAGCAAGCUUUAGAAGACUGAAGUCUGCAAGGAGAAAGGAGUUACUCAUUUAAUCUCCAAUUGGGGUUCCUGCAAUCAGCUUUUGCUUCCUUUUAGGGAAAUUUCUUUUAGACUGAAAUUGUCUU
Molecule: messenger RNA, 3612 nt
Organism: Lagenorhynchus albirostris (white-beaked dolphin)
Lineage: Eukaryota; Metazoa; Chordata; Mammalia; Artiodactyla; Delphinidae
Gene: RAD54B
Product: RAD54 homolog B
Exons: 15
Coding region: 108-2837 (909 amino acids)
Biological process (GO): reciprocal meiotic recombination; double-strand break repair via homologous recombination
Cellular component (GO): nucleus
Molecular function (GO): ATP-dependent chromatin remodeler activity; ATP binding; DNA translocase activity
Source: RefSeq, a predicted model, not a curated record